UUGGUUCAAUUGAUUCAAAGCUUCGAAAAGCUCAGUUUCUCUCAUUACUAUGGCCCUGCCUCAAAUGGCGCCAUUCAUGUGGACUUUCGGUCUCGUGGCCUUAAAUUGCGCGUGCUUGCUUAGUCUAUGAGUUCCCAUCUGUCAUUUUUAUGCUGCAAAGUGUGCUCAUCAGUGCCCCCUUUGAACCCUUGAUACCCGCACUGCCGCAGGCUUCGCGCACUCUACAAACCCAGAAAUCCUUGCGAAAGAAAAAUCAGACCAAUCAGACGACGCGUGAGUCUGUCCCAAAAUAGUAUCUCCUGUUCCUUCCUCUUUCUAAAAUGCAUAUACGUGUGAGAUCUGAAUGUAAGAAAAUUAAACAUUAGCAUGCACACAGAAGUUUAUUUUAGCUGCAGAAGAGCACGCAACAGUGUAUUUGUCAUUUUACUACAAAGUGUUCUUCAGCUUUAAUGAGUUUUUUUGGACUGAAACCACUGGAGAAAAUGUUUUACAGAUUUUUGUUCUGUUUGUUGGUGUGGCGUCUGACUGGUGUGUUUGGUGAUGAAGUGAAGUCAGUGUCAGUGAUGGAGGGAGAUUCUGUUACUCUACACAGUAAUAUUGAAAUACAGACAGAUGAUCGGAUAGUGUGGAGCUUUGUAACUGGGGAGGCUUACAUCGCUAGAAUUUUUAAAAGGUUCAGUGAUUUCUUAAUAUAUGAUGAUGUUCUUGAUGGAAGAUUCAAAGACAGACUGCAGUUAAAUGAUCAGACUGGAGAUCUCACCAUCACAAACAUCACAACUCAACACACUGGACUUUAUGAAAUGGACAUCAGAUACAACAGAAAGAUCUCAUCCAGAUUCAAUGUUACUGUCUAUGCUUGUCUGCCUGUUCCUGAUAUCAGCAGAGACUGUACACAAAACUCUUCAUUAGCCUCAAAAUGUGUGUUGUUGUGUUCAGUGUUGAAUGUGAGAGAUGCGAGUCUGUCCUGGUACAAAGGAAACAGUUUAUUGUCCAUCAUCAGUGUGUCUGAUCUCAACAUCAGACUCUCUCUACCUCUGGAGGUUGAAUAUAAAGAUACAAACACAUACAGCUGUGUACUCAACAAUCCCAUCACAAACCAAACUCAACAUCUCAACAUCACUCAUCUCUGUCAGCCGUGUUCAAACUCAAUACUUGUCAAUUCUUGGACUACAACUGAGGCUGUGAUCCGAUUGGUCAUCUCUGCUCUGGUGGGCGUGGCUGCUGUCGCUGCUUGUGUUAUUUUGAUUAAUGGCAUCAGAUCCAGAAGAGAUGAACAGAAGAGAAGAUCAUAAAAAUCAACAUCAGAUUCUCACUCAUCACAUCUGAAAGAUUCAUAUCCAGGUGUUUAGAGAACAAAAUCACAACUAAUGGCCAAAACAUUAAAUCAUCUUAUUUUCCUACUUCCUUUGUAAUGCAUUUUAAAAUAAUUUAAGGGACUUCAUAAAACUCUUAUUGAUUCUGAUUGGUUGAUCUGUGGUUAAAGUCUGACGUCACAACACUGCUGAAGCUUAUCUAGUGUCUGAACAUCAAAACAUAUUCAGCUUUUAACAGAGAUUAUAAUGACUACCGCUUGUGUUUGAGUCUGGAUCAUUGGAGUCUAUUUUAAAUGUUUAAGGAUCCUGGGUCUAUAUUUAUUGUGUAAUACAAGCACUGAUCAACUUUAUCACUUUAAUUUUUCAGCAUAUUAAAGAUGAACAAUAGUUUCUUUAAUCACAGGACAACUUGAUAUAUUAACCAUUACAAACAGUUUGCAUUGAAGUCUGUGGCUUUGGAGAUUUUCUAAAAUUCUGUCCUGGAGUUAUUUUAUUAAAUGAAACGAUAUCAGAUGUAAAUAAUAAUGUAAGGUGUCAGUCGUAUAUCAGUGACAGAUUAGGCAUUACAGAGAUGAACACACAUAUAAUGAUA
Paramisgurnus dabryanus is the source of this 1905-nucleotide messenger RNA. RefSeq names its product SLAM family member 5-like. Lineage: Eukaryota; Metazoa; Chordata; Actinopteri; Cypriniformes; Cobitidae. The record is from RefSeq and is a predicted model, not a curated record.